AUGGCUGGAAAGUCGAAUAAAGGGAGGAACCGUAGAGUGGCACAUAAUGCUGCAAAUUCUUCUGAUGCAGUGGUCCCGACUGAUGCUCCUGUGAAAGAUAACUCAAGCGCUUCAGAGCCCAUCAAAGCUGAUGCUAAUGGUGUUUCUGCUGUGGAAGAAUCAACUGAGGGCAAGCCAGAGGCAAAAGAGUCUGAAACAGAGAAUUCAACCAGCCAACCUAAGCAAGGCGACCUUCAUCUGUAUCCCGUCUCUGUCAAGACACAAAGUGGCGAGAAGCUUGAGCUACAAUUGAACCCGGGAGAUUCUGUUAUGGAUAUAAGACAGUUUCUGCUUGAUGCGCCAGAGACAUGUUUCUUCACAUGCUAUGACUUAUUGCUACACACAAAGGAUGGCUCCACUCAUCAUUUGGAAGACUUUAAUGAAAUUUCAGAAGUUUCUGACAUUACGAUUGGUGGUUGCUCCUUGGAGAUGGUUCCUGCUUUAUAUGAUGAUAGAUCUAUAAGGGCUCAUGUUCAUCGUACACGAGAAUUACUUUCCCUGUCCACACUUCAUGCGUCACUAUCAACAUCACUUGCAUUACAGUAUGAGACAGCACAAAACAAAGUAUCAAGUCCUGGAGAUACCACAAAAACUGAGGUCCCAGAGCUUGAUGGUUUGGGUUUUAUGGAGGAUGUUGCCGGUUCAUUGAGCAAUUUGCUAUCAUCACCCUCGAAAGAGAUCAAAUGUGUGGAGAGUAUUGUGUUUUCAUCCUUCAACCCCCCACCAAGCUAUAGAAGGCUUGUUGGGGAUUUGAUUUAUUUGGAUGUAGUGACAAUGGAGGGUAAUAAACAUUGUAUUACGGGGACUACCAAACUGUUUUAUGUAAAUUCAAGCACCGGGAAUACUCUUGAUCCUCGGCCGAGUAAAAGCAAUUUGGAAGCUACCACACUUGUUGGACUUUUGCAAAAGAUCAGCUCUAAGUUCAAAAAAGCAUUUCGUGAAAUUUUGGAGCGGAGGGCUUCUGCACAUCCUUUCGAAAAUGUUCAAUCUUUAUUGCCACCAAAUUCAUGGCUAGGGUUAUAUCCAGUUCCAGAUCACGAGCGUGAUGCAGCCAGAGCAGAGGAUGCCCUUACUCUCUCCUAUGGUAGUGAGUUAAUUGGCAUGCAAAGGGAUUGGAAUGAGGAGUUGCAAUCUUGUAGGGAAUUUCCACAUACAACUCCUCAGGAAAGAAUUUUGCGGGAUAGGGCUCUUUACAAAGUGACUUCAGACUUCGUUGAUGCAGCUAUGAGUGGUGCUAUUGGAGUCAUUAGCAGAUGCAUACCACCUAUAAAUCCCACUGAUCCAGAGUGCUUCCACAUGUAUGUCCACAAUAAUAUAUUCUUCAGUUUUGCUGUUGAUGCGGACCUUGAGCAGCUGUCUAAGAAACAUGUAGAUUCUAGUUCAAAGAUCGGGAGCACUGGCUCUUUACGCAGUUCUUCUGAGAAGGCUCCUGAUAGCUUGUUGCAUGGAGAGAGUGGAAUUCCCAAUGGGGAAAAAUGCGAUAGAUCAAGUACAAUGGAAUGUCAUGUUGCCAUGGAAUCGGCUCCUGAUGUUUCUGCUGAAACACAAUUGGGUGAAACCGAGCAGGCUACUUAUGCUUCUGCAAAUAAUGAUUUGAAAGGCACCAAGGCAUACCAAGAAGCUGAUGUUUCUGGACUUUAUAAUCUCGCUAUGGCCAUAAUUGAUUACAGGGGACAUAGAGUAGUAGCUCAGAGUGUUUUACCGGGCAUUCUUCAAGGGGAUAAAUCAGACUCUCUUCUAUAUGGUUCUGUUGAUAAUGGAAAGAAGAUAUGCUGGAAUGAAGAGUUCCAUUCCAAAGUGGUGGAAGCUGCUAAACGCCUUCAUCUGAAAGAACACACUGUCCUUGAUGGAUCUGGAAAUGUUUUUAAGUUAGCAGCACCAGUAGAAUGCAAGGGUAUUGUUGGUAGUGAUGACAGGCAUUAUCUCCUUGACUUGAUGAGAGUCCAAGCUGCAGAUAAACCAAAAUGUAAGUCAAGUGAGGGAGAAGGUCACGUCACCAAUGAUUCUCCAAACAUCACCGAUGUUAAAGAGGACAUAACAGAAGAAGGGAAGGACACAGAUGCAGAAGGUGCUUCUCCACCCACCGACAACUCUGAAUCAUGCAAAGGAACUCUUUCCAACCCUGAUGCCUUAACUGAGUUUAAGGUGGCUGGAAGUGAGGAGGACAUAACGGAAAAAGGGAAGGCCACAGAUGCACAAGAAAGUGCUUCCCCACCCACGGACAGCUCUGAAUCAUGUGAGGACAUUCUUUUCAACCCUAAUGUCUUCACUGAGUUUAAGUUGGCGGGAAGUGAGGAGGAGAUUGCAGCAGACGAAGGAAAUGUGAGAAAAGCCAGUUUGUAUCUUACAGAUGUUGUGCUUCCGAAGUUUAUACAAGACCUUUGCACACUUGAAGUAUCACCCAUGGAUGGGCAAACACUAACUGAAGCACUCCAUGCUCAUGGAAUUAAUGUUCGCUAUAUUGGGAAAGUGGCUGAUGGGACCAGACAUUUACCUCAUCUUUGGGAUCUUUGCUCUAAUGAGAUUGUGGUGAGAUCGGCAAAGCACAUUAUCAAGGAUGCCUUGAGAGAAACGGAUGAUCAUGAUAUUGGGCCUGCAAUCUCCCAUUUCUUCAACUGUUUUUUCGGAAGCAGUCAAGCUGUUGGCUCUAAAGUGGCUGCUAAUAGUGUGCAGUCUAGAACCCCCAAAAAAGAACAAACAGGCCAUCAAUCUUCAGGAAAGCUGUCCAAGGGACAAGGAAGAUGGAAGGAUGGAGCAUCUACAAGAAAGAAUCAAUCCUCAUUUAUGCAUGUUAGCUCAGAAACUCUAUGGUCUGACAUUCAAGAAUUUACAAAGCUCAAAUAUCAGUUUGAGCUGCCAGAGGAUGCUAGGACUCGUGUAAAGAAAGAUUCUGUUAUACGUAAUCUUUGUCAGAAGGUGGGCAUUACAAUUGCAGCUCGCAGAUAUGAUCUUAAUUCUGCAGCACCUUUCCAAAUAUCAGAUAUCUUAAAUCUUCAACCUGUAGUGAAACACUCAGUUCCUGUGUGUUCAGAAGCUAAGGAUCUUGUGGAAACAGGAAAGAUCCAACUGGCAGAGGGAAUGCUGAGCGAAGCCUACACAUUAUUUUCUGAAGCAUUUUCGAUACUUCAGCAGGUUACUGGUCCAAUGCAUCGGGAGGUUGCAAACUGCUGUCGGUAUCUUGCCAUGGUCCUAUAUCAUGCAGGAGAUAUGGCGGGAGCCAUAAUGCAACAACACAAGGAACUAAUUAUAAACGAGCGUUGCCUGGGUUUAGACCACCCUGACACUGCUCACAGCUAUGGAAAUAUGGCUCUUUUCUAUCACGGACUUAAUCAGACAGAGCUUGCAUUACGACACAUGUCCAGGGCAUUGCUCCUGCUAAGUUUGUCAUCUGGCCCAGAUCACCCUGAUGUUGCUGCAACCUUCAUUAAUGUCGCUAUGAUGUACCAGGAUCUUGGGAAGAUGGACACUGCCCUUCGAUAUUUGCAAGAGGCUUUGAAAAAGAAUGAGAGACUUCUAGGGGAGGAACAUAUCCAGACUGCUGUAUGCUAUCAUGCACUUGCUAUUGCAUUUAAUUGUAUGGGUGCCUUCAAACUCUCUCACCAGCAUGAGAAGAAAACCUACGAUAUACUUGUGAAACAAUUGGGCGAGGAGGAUUCAAGAACACGUGACUCUCAAAACUGGAUGAAGACAUUUAAGAUGCGUGAGCUACAGAUGAAUGCACAAAAGCAAAAAGGUCAAGCUUUGAAUGCUGCUUCAGCUCAAAAGGCAAUCGACAUCUUGAAGGCCCAUCCUGACUUGAUGCAGGCAUUCCAAUCUGCUGCCAUAGCCGGUGGGUCUGGGAGUUCUAACCCUUCCGUCAACAAAUCUCUUAAUGCCGCAAUAAUUGGUGAAACUCUUCCACGCGGUAGGGGAGUUGAUGAGAGGGCUGCUCGUGCAGCAGCUGAAGUUAGGAGGAAGGCAGCAGCAAGGGGCCUCCUAAUACGUCCACAUGGUGUUCCAGUCCAAGCUUUGCCUCCACUUACCCAGCUUCUCAAUAUCAUCAAUUCAGGUGCAACCCCAGACGCAGUUGAAAAUGGAGAAACUGAUGGAGUAAAGGAAGCCAACGGUCAUCCUGUAAAUGGUCCGGCGGAUGCCAAAAAAGAUCAAUCAACAACUGACCAGGAAGGUCAGCCUCCAGUUGGGUUGGGCAAAGGCUUAGGAGCAUUGGAUGCCAAGAAACCGAAAUCAAAAACCAAAGUUGCAUCUUGA
Prunus armeniaca (apricot) is the source of this 4287-nucleotide messenger RNA. Lineage: Eukaryota; Viridiplantae; Streptophyta; Magnoliopsida; Rosales; Rosaceae. The record is from the annotation of a GenBank genome assembly.